Hevea brasiliensis (rubber tree) is the source of this 2800-nucleotide messenger RNA. Its product is annotated as probable ADP-ribosylation factor GTPase-activating protein AGD14. Gene Ontology annotation, molecular function: GTPase activator activity. Bases 446 to 2521 code for a protein of 691 amino acids. Lineage: Eukaryota; Viridiplantae; Streptophyta; Magnoliopsida; Malpighiales; Euphorbiaceae. The record is from RefSeq and is a predicted model, not a curated record. The transcript is spliced from 13 exons.
AAGGUGCCACCUCACCACCACGUCACGCAUCCAUCUUCGUGGAAGCAGCAAAUUCCUCUUGCCAGUCGGCAGCGUCGCCAUGAUCGAUAAAGACGUUGCAAUUAUAGUUCUACAAGCUCCAUCUUUAAAGAACAGCCAAUAAUCACAUAGAGAUUCAUUUCAAUUAUCUUGUUUUUUAUAAUUAACAAAAGCGACCUUUUUUUUAUGAUAAUUUAUGAACGGAAGACACGAGGAGAGAGAGAGAGUGCGUGGUUUCGUCUUUCGUGGUCUCAAUCGAGCUUAUUUUUUAGAGACUGCUCAUCUAAUAACAGAAUUCAAAAACCCCAUUCAAACCCUAGAUUUUUUUUUUUUUGGGUUUUGUCUUUUGAAUUUUUUUGGGUUUUGAGGUCCAAAAAAGCUCUGUUUUCUUUGGUUUGUGGUUCAUAGGUUUUGAAUCUGUAGAGAAAUGGGGAGUAAAAAGGAAGAAGAACGUAACGAGAAGAUUAUUAGAGGUCUCAUGAAGCUGCCACCAAAUCGUCGCUGCAUCAACUGCAAUAGCUUGGGUCCGCAGUAUGUUUGUAUUAAUUUCUGGACUUUCAUUUGUAUGACUUGUAGUGGGAUACAUCGGGAGUUCACUCAUCGUGUAAAGUCUGUGUCCAUGUCCAAGUUCACAUCUCAAGAAGUUGAAGCACUUCAAAAUGGUGGUAAUCAGCGUGCAAGGGACAUAUACUUGAGGGAUUGGGACCAACAGAGGCAGAGAUUGCCUGAUAACAGCAAUGUUGAAAAAGUGCGAGAAUUUAUAAAGACUGUAUAUGUUGAUAAAAGAUAUGCUGGUGGAAAGACCCAUGACAAGCCUCCUAGGGAUUUGCAGAGGCUUAGAAGCCCUGAAGAUGAGACUAGGCGUGCAAGCUCGUAUCAUUCAUAUUCUCAAAGUCCUCCUUAUGACUUCCAGUAUGAAGAUCGACGUUAUGGAAAGCAAGCUGCUGUUCUUACACGUAAACCUGGUUCAGAUCGAGGCCUUUAUGUCGGGAAGAUGUCUAGUUUUAUUUGCAGUCCUACUCGCUUAAAUGAAAGAAUGUUUGAGGACAGUUUUGCAAAUGAGGGCUCUGUGUCUAGGGUUUCAGACUAUUCUGUAUCUAGUAGGGGUGAUCCGUUCGGUAGAGAGUCGCCAAAUUUUCAGACUAUUCAGACUCCAAGGGAUAAUUCAGGUCAAAAUGGACAUCAUCAAAGAAUAGAUCAAUUUUCAGAGGAAAACUUUAAGAGAGAUGCAGAUGGGUUUCCACGUCGACAGAGACCUACGUCUUUAGGAAGUGUUGGAUCAUUUGAUAGCAAUUCUGAAUCUUUGAAGUCAUAUAAUUCUGGUAAUUUACCAGAUGCUGUCUCAGAGCCUGAGUGUGCUAAUGGAGAUCGCCAGGAUAGAAUGCCUACUUUUCCACAGUUAUUAUCAACUUCUGAGAGUUGUGGUAGCUUGGAUCAUUUUAAGGCACCUGUUUUUCCAGAAUCAAGUGCUUCUGGAUCUUCACCAAUGGAUUUGUUUCAAUUGCCAGCAGCAUCACCAGCAUCAUCUAUCAAUUUGUUUCAGGCACCUUUGGAUCCAGCUUCAUCGUUGAAUGCAUAUCAAACCACCCAAACUUCUGUUUCCUCAUCUAUUGAUCUCUUUGGUGGGAUUGUUCAGCAGCAAUCAGUUACUAGCUUGAACCAAAAUUUACCAGAGUCAUCAGUCCCUAAAAAUGAAGGAUGGGCUACUUUUGAUACUCAGCCCAUGGCAUCCACUUUAGGGACUGGAAAUCUUGCACCCUCAAUGGUACCUUCAAAUGUAGAUUCUUCAGCAAAGCUUGAUCAGGUUUCAUCUUUGGAUACAGGCAUGCAGUGGCCACCAUUUCAGAACUCUACUGCCCAAGGGUCAUCAUCAGUGCCUAGUCCCUGGCACAAUGAUUUGCACAAUCUUCAAGCUUCUGGUAACACAGGUAGUGCUCAGACAUGGAAUGCUUUUGACAAUUCUAUUACUCGCCUUCCUUUAGAGGGCAGUAAUCAAGUUAGUCAACCACAAGUUACUCGCCUUCCUUCAUCAACUGCUGACCAGUAUUUGGGAUUGAAGGCUUCAGAGGACCCUAGUAAAUAUGGGAUUCAAGGAGCUGCUCUGUAUGAAGGACUCUCUGGUCUGAAUGGACCAUUGGACAAUGUCCUGGAGCCAACAUAUACUCCUUCAGAGAAUCCUAAGAUGGAAGCGCCUCAACCAUACACAAUCAAUCAUAAAUCAACUAACCCAUUUGAUCUUCCAUAUGAUUCUGAUUUGGAGCCAGGCAAUAUGUUCUUGGAUAUGAGUUCAUUGCAAACUGCUCUGCCUAAUGCUCACUUGCCAUCAACCUUCCUUGGUGGCGUGACUGAACCAUGGUUUCCUCAAGAUCCAGUUGCAACUUAUAUUCCAGCUGCACCAAAAGGUAGCUUGGCAUACAUGGCAGGACAAGCACCAAGCCCUCAAUUAGGGAAUGUCCAAACUCAAGGACCUGUUGCUUCUGUUGGUGGAAAUCCGUUUGCUUAAAGGAUUUAACAAUGAAGAAUAUUAGUACUAUUAUUUUGUGUUGAGUAGCACCGUUAUCGCAAUUAUUUUCAUUAUUCUUAUUGGGUAAUCAUUCUUGUUUAUAUUCCUUAUGAAAAAUAAAACCUUUUUAUUUCUAACUCAGCUGUUAGUUUGCAAGGCCUCGAAAUUUUUAGUGCAGAGUUUCAGGUUCAGGCCUUGUCUUUGUAUCUGAAUCAUAUUAUGAGAACAGGUUGUGUAUUAUUGAAUGUAGCUUCAAAAAUUGGAAGUAUUUUUAUGGUC